Molecule: messenger RNA, 3734 nt
Organism: Oncorhynchus tshawytscha (Chinook salmon)
Lineage: Eukaryota; Metazoa; Chordata; Actinopteri; Salmoniformes; Salmonidae
Gene: nf2a
Product: neurofibromin 2a (merlin)
Exons: 16
Coding region: 707-2482 (591 amino acids)
Biological process (GO): positive regulation of early endosome to late endosome transport; regulation of organelle assembly; positive regulation of protein localization to early endosome
Cellular component (GO): plasma membrane; adherens junction; filopodium
Molecular function (GO): actin binding; cell adhesion molecule binding
Source: RefSeq, a predicted model, not a curated record
ACAGCUAGAUAUGUUAGGACCGCCCUCAAUGAAUGAGGAAGUUAGUUAGCUGCUAGCAUUGUAUGCUAAUAGGGUUCAGAUUUUUUGUUAUUGUAAUUAAAAGGUUUCAGAAGACAUACAUCACCUUCCAUUAGUGCGAGGAUACUUUACUUUAGGACGAAAUUACUGUUUCAACGGGGAACCCGUUUUCCGAGUAUGAAACAACCGAAUUUACGAGUUAGCGCGUGGGUAUGUUUACAAAACAGGUGAAGCUCCCCAUCCGAUAGUUCGCUAGGCGAUCUAACUCGCUAUAUCAAGCCAAUUAGCUAUCCAAAUAGCACAACUGGAAGUAAAAUGUGUUGGAUAAUGCCAUAGUGAAUAUAUUUUACCAAUCUAGAUUUACAAAUCUGGGUAUAGUAAAUUUGCUGAAGUUAUAGCUAAAAAAGCUAAAUUAGCUAAGUUAGCUUGCGAAUGUUUUGGCGCAACCCUAAGGUUCCCCACUCGCAGAACUGUGAUUACACUGGAUAUAAAGUAUGUAAAUGAGUCUAUUAUUAUUAGACUAUUAUAAAUAGCCUCUAAAAAAGACUACGAAUAGAAUGGGAAAGCACAUGAUAUUCUUGUUAUGACGCCAUUGUGUGCACCUGUCGACGUCGUCACAUUAUACCUGUACACUAGCAAUAACUAACGCUAUAGUCAGUCUAGCUAAACAAAUUAAGGGUUUGUCAACAUGGCAAGUGCCUUAGCAGCUAAAAUGGGACUCAACUCACUGAGAAGAAAACAAGCCAAGAACUUCAAUGUCAGGAUCACCACAAUGGAUGCAGACAUGGAAUUCAGUUGUGAGGUCAAAUGGAAGGGGAAAGAUCUUUUUGAUCUGGUGUGCCGGGCUCUGGGACUGAGAGAGACGUGGUUCUUCGGGUUCCAGUAUGAUGUCAAAGACACUGUAGCCUGGAUCAAGAUGGACAAGAAGGUUUUGGACCACGAUGUGUCCAAGGAGGAACCAAUCACCCUUAAUUUCCUGGCCAAGUUUUACCCUGAGAACGCAGAGGAGGAGUUGGUUCAGGACAUCACUCAGCAUCUCUUCUUCCUACAGGUGAAGAAUAAGAUCCUGGAAGAGGAGAUCUACUGCCCUCCUGAAGCCUCGGUGCUGCUGGCCUCCUAUGCCGUCCAGGCCAAGUAUGGAGACUAUGACCCCAAUGUCCACAAACUAGGCUUUCUGGCUCAAGAGGAACUCUUACCAAAGAGGGUGAUCAACCUUUACCAAAUGACAGCAGAGAUGUGGGAGGAGAGAAUCACUUCUUGUUAUGCUGAGCAUAGAGGGAGGACAAGGGAAGAUGCUGAGAUGGAGUACUUAAAAAUAGCUCAGGACCUGGAGAUGUACGGCAUCAAUUACUUUCCCAUCAGGAACAAGAAGGGAACAGAUCUCCUGCUGGGAGUGGAUGCCUUGGGUCUACAUAUCUACGAUCCAGACAACAAGUUAACCCCCAAAUGUUCCUUCCCCUGGAAUGAGAUUCGCAACAUCUCCUACAGCGACAGAGAGUUUGCCAUAAAGCCUCUGGACAAGAAAACAGACGUGUUCAAGUUCAACUCCUCCAAGUUGAAGGUUAACAAGUUGAUCCUGCAGCUGUGCAUGGGGAACCAUGACCUGUUCUUGCGGAGGAGGAGGGUGGACUCUCUAGAGGUGCAACAGAUGAAGGCCCAGGCCCGAGAGGAGAGGGCCAGGAAACGGGUGGAGAGGCAGCGGUUAGAGAGGGAGAAGCACCUGAGAGAGGUGGCAGAGAGAGCCAGGGACGAUCUGGAAAGGAGACUGAUACAGCUACAGGAUGAAGCCCACAUGGCCAAUGACGCUCUGCUUCGUUCUGAGGAGACAGCAGAUCUCCUGGCUGAGAAGGCCCAGAUAGCUGAGGAGGAAGCGACGCUGCUGUCCCAGAAGGCUAGUGAGGCCGAGGCCGAAAUGCAGCGUAUCAAGGUGACAGCCAUCCGCUCAGAGGAGGAGAGGAGAAUGAUGGAGCAGAAGAUGCUGGAGGCGGAGAUGAUGGCCCUCAAGAUGGCUGAUGAGUCAGAGAGGAGGGCAAUGGAGGCUGACCAGCUGAAGCAGGACUUGCAGGAAGCCAGGGACUCUGAAAGGAGGGCCAAACACAAGCUGCUAGAGAUCACCAGCAAGUCUACCUACUCGCCCUCGACCGUCCCAGGUGAUGCGAUGCCUCCAGACCUGAGCUUCAGCAGAGAGAACCUGAGCUUCGACUUCAAAGACACAGACAUGAAGCGCCUCUCCAUGGAGAUCGAGAAGGAGAAGGUGGAGUAUAUGGAGAAGAGUAAGCACCUUCAAGAGCAGCUGAAUGAGCUGAAGACAGAGAUAGAGUCUCUGAAGCUGAAGGAGCGAGAAACGCCUCUGGAUAUACUCCACAACGAGAACACUGAGAAGGGCACCAGCAAGCACAGCAACUUCAAAAAGCUAACUCUACAGAGCACCAAGACCAGAGUGGCUUACUUUGAAGAACUAUAGAUGUCACCAGGGACGUGUGUGUGCGUGCUUGACUGUGUGUGUGCAUGCUUGACUGUGUGUGUGCGUGCUUGACUGUGUGUGUGUGUGUGUGCGUGCUUGACUGUGUGCGUGCGUGCUUGACUGUGUGUGUGCGUGUGUGUCUGUUUGCGUGCGAGUGCGUCUGUUUGCGCCCACGUCCGUGUGCGUGCACGCGUGUUUGUGUGGACAUGUCUCUGGAAAAACUUUAUCACUACAGUACAUUCCAUACUACGUGGCCUUUGGCUCCAUUUGCUGGGAGAUACUCACCACAACUGUGGUCAAACGAUGGACCACUGCCUAGGUCAAAACUAAUUUCAGAACUGGAGUUUACAUACGGUAUAGGCCAAGAGAGACAAAUCAUGAGUUACACUUUAAUUUACAUUCCACUACUUCUUACCUGAUAUUUACCUUAAAAUAACCAAACAAUACUUACAAUAACUAUAGUUUGUGUUAUUUGUGAUACAUUGAAACAAACAUACUAUUCACCAUUCACUAGCAGGUAGGUAAAGUAUGUUUAAUUAUGUAUCAGUAUCCUUACCACUCAAAUAAGUGCAUAAUGAGUAUUAACAGGUAAAUACCACUGAAAAAUUACAGUAAAAUAUUAUCAACUCGUAUCACGUCACCUCAAGCCUCUGGCUGCCGUAAGUGAAUUUCUGUAUAGGUGUUCUCUAGUACGAAGGUACCAAGUGCACUAUAUUCUGUUCUACCCUUUAAAAGCAGAGUGGAAUAGCCUUUGAACUCAGACUGGGUGAAGAUGAAGGAAUGGUAAGAGUAUUACAGUACAAUAAUCCGGUGUACUUCUAGCACAGUUUUCCUGAAUCCUGAUACUGGGGACCCACAGCGAUGCACAUUUUUGUUGUUUUGCCCUAGCAUUAACACACUUCAUUCAACUAAUCAGCUCCUCAUCAAUGCUUCGAUUAGUUUAUUCAGUUGGGAUGGGGCAAAAACGAAAAUGUGUGGGGUGAACAUUUUGAAUCCCCAUGACCAGGAUUGGGAAACACUGAUCUAGCCUAUCGUUGGUACUUUUGGGAAAAAUGUUAGGGUUAUGUUUAUUUUUUAGCUCUUUGAACAAACUUGAGUUUGCAUUCCAUUCCAUUGUAUUGAUCUAAUACAGUGCACUCUGAAACAGUUUGCAUAUUUUGUUACAUUACAGACUUAUUCUAAAAUAUAUUAAAUCAUUUUUUUUGCCUCAUCAGUCUACACACAAUAGCCCAUAAUGACAGAGAAAACAGGU